AUGAUUUGUUCCGGCACCGACAACAAGCUGAGCACUCCGUCCGACCUGGACCAGCAGUACCGAUCCCUGAAGAAGCUCUACGAGAACUGCGAAGUGGUCAUGGGCAACCUGGAGAUCACCAGCAUCGAUCGGAACCGCAACCUCUCCUUCCUCAAGUCAAUCAGAGAAGUGACCGGCUACGUGUUGGUGGCUCUCAACCAGUUCGAUUACCUUCCCCUGGAGAAUCUCCGGAUCAUCCGAGGCACAAAACUGUACGGGCAUCACUACUCUUUGGCGAUCUUCCUGAACUACAGGCGGGACGGGUACUAUGGCCUGAGGCAGCUUGGCCUACGCAACCUCACAGAGAUACUGAAUGGAGGGGUUUAUGUUGAAGAGAACAAAUUCCUGUGCCACGCGGACAACAUCCAUUGGCGUGACAUUAUCAAGAACCCCCAGGCGCAGCUGCUGGUGGUACCAUCCAACAACAGCAACCUGGGAUGCCGCCGCUGUCAUCGCUCAUGCAACGGACGCUGCUGGGGUCAUCAGGAAGACCAGUGUCAAACCUUGACAAAGACGGUGUGUGCAGAGCAGUGUGACGGGCGAUGCUUCGGGCCUUACGUCAGCGACUGCUGCCACCGCGAGUGCGCCGGCGGCUGCUCGGGCCCCAAGGACACGGACUGCUUCGCUUGCACCAAUUUCAACGACAGUGGAGCGUGUGUGACCCAGUGCCCCCAGCCAUUCGUCUACAACCCCACAUCUUUUCAGCUGGAGCACAACCCAAGAGCCAAGUACACUUAUGGAGCCUUUUGUGUCAAGAAAUGCCCUCAUAACUUUGUGGUGGACCACAGCUCCUGCGUCAGAGCAUGCCCCAGCAACAAGAUGGAGGUGGAGGAGAAUCGCAUCAAAAUGUGCAUCCCCUGCACUGACAUCUGCCCUAAAGUGUGCGAUGGAAUAGGAACAGGCAGCCUGCAGACAGCUCAAACGGUGGAUGCCAGCAACAUUGAUAAAUUUGUCAACUGCACCAAAAUCAAUGGGAACCUCGUCUUUCUCAUCACUGGAAUUAAUGGGGACAAGUAUCAUGGUAUUGGGCCUUUGGACCCUGAGCUUCUUAACGUGUUCCGCACCGUGAAGGAGAUCACAGGUUACCUUAACAUCCAGUCUUGGCCUGAAAACAUGACAGACCUGAGUGUGUUUUCAAACUUGGCUACUAUUGGAGGUAGAACUCUUUACAGUGGAAGUGGCAUUUCUCUGCUAAUCCUGAAGCAGCUUUGGAUCUCCUCGCUUCAGUUCCAGUCUUUGGACGAGAUCAGCGCCGGAAACGUGUACAUCUUCAACAACAGCCGCCUGUGCUUCUACAACACAGUCAACUGGACAUCCCUCUUCAGGACCACGAGCCAGAUGGUCCUCAUCGGCCACAACCAAGAUCCAAAAGAAUGUACCCAACAGCGAAUGAUAUGUGAUCGCAUGUGUUCGGACGACGGGUGCUGGGGUCCGGGGCCCGACCAGUGUCUUUCCUGUCGUUAUUUCAGACGAGGCCCAACCUGCGUCGAGGCCUGCAACCUCUUUGAUGG
Molecule: messenger RNA, 1550 nt
Organism: Labrus bergylta (ballan wrasse)
Lineage: Eukaryota; Metazoa; Chordata; Actinopteri; Labriformes; Labridae
Source: RefSeq, a predicted model, not a curated record